Messenger RNA from Alternaria triticimaculans, 885 nucleotides. RefSeq lists its product as uncharacterized. Gene Ontology annotation, molecular function: pyridoxal phosphate binding; transaminase activity. The coding region runs from base 1 to 885 and encodes 294 amino acids. The record is from RefSeq and is a predicted model, not a curated record. Gene Ontology annotation, biological process: amino acid metabolic process; biosynthetic process. Lineage: Eukaryota; Fungi; Ascomycota; Dothideomycetes; Pleosporales; Pleosporaceae. The transcript is spliced from 3 exons.
AUGGGGAUACGAAAAGCAAACGUAACACCCAUCCCCGUCAUCCCACCAACCCACAUCCACUGGGACAACUACCUCGUCCCCUCCCUGCAAGCCGCCUACGACUUCUCCGACUACAGAACGCGGAUUAAAGCUGUUUUGUUGUCUAACCCUAACAACCCCCUCUCCCGAUGCUACCCCCGAGAAACGCUACGUGAGUUACUGGAGUUCUGUCAGGAGAGGGGGUUGCAUUUGAUUGUUGAUGAGGGGGCUGGGCUGAUGGCAUUAGAUGGGAAGGAAGGGAGCGGAGGAGCUAAGAAGAAAAGAAAGGGCGAGACGUUCGUGAGCGCGUUGUCGUUAACCGAGCCGCUUGUACCGGAGGGAGCCGUCAAGGUCGAUCCGAGUCGUGUACAUGUGGUGUGGGAUGCAAGUCGGUUAUUCGGAUUAGGUGGACUGAAGAUCGGCUGUGUGGUAUCCCAACAGAACACCCCUCUCCUCUCCUCCCUGGCACUGACGGCUACACACCCCUCCUCCCUCUCGACCAUCUAUCUAACCUCCCUGCUUACAUCAUCCCUCCUCCCCUCCCUCCUCACUCUAAACACAUCCCGCAUGUCAACUUCCUACAACAUGCUCGCUUCCUUCCUCCGACGCCACGACAUCGAAAUCGUGGUACCGACACACGGCCCCUUCCUCGCUGCUAAACUAGCAAAGAAGACUAGGACAAGCGAGGAGGAGAACGCUUUCUGGAGGGAGUUGGAAGGAAGAGGUGGGAUCAAGGUUGCGCCUGGGCGGGCGUUCAAUGGGGUGGAGAAGGAUGGGGGUUGGGCGAGGGUGAAUUUUGCGGUUAGGGAAGAGGUUAUGCAGGAGGUGGUGGGGAAGCUGGAGGAGUUCUUUGGGGGGAGUGGAUGA